AACUUCUUGUUCAUCCUAAAUUCAAAACAAUACAAAGUUCCUUUCAAAAGAAAAAACAAUACAAAGUUACAAACUCCAGCUUCAGUUUUAGUUGAAAAGGUGUUUGUUUCCGUUGAAUCAUCCAAGCGAAAAAUGAGCGUAGAACUUUUAGACGCUACCACCAUCGUCAACUUUGUGGAGGAUGAAGAAGCAUUCCACGGUUCAAUAUGUGACCAUUUUGCUCACCUUGAUACCAACCAUGAUGGCCUUCUUUCCUACGCUGAGAUGCUGAAGGAGCUCAAGUCUUUGAGAGUGUUCGAGACGCAUUUUGGCAUUGAUGUCAAGCCGGAGCCUGCUGAGAUUGCUCAGGUUUACAACUCGCUGUUCAAACUGUUCGAUCACGACUCUAAUGGUGCGGUUGAUCUUGAAGAGUUUAAGGCCGAGACCAAGAGGAUGAUGCUUGCCAUGGCUAAUGGGAUGGGUUUCUUGCCUUUGCAGAUGGUGUUGGAAGAGGACAGCCUCCUGAAGAAAGCUGUUGAACGCGAGUCGAACAAAAUUGCUGCUUAAGCACAUUGAGAUCAGCCUGAUUCAACAAUCCCAAUUGAGUGAAUUUAUCUUGUUUUUUAGUCAUCUUAUUUUGAUUGUAUUACUAUGACUUAAAGAUGAUAGUGUUGUGUGUGAAAUCAAUGAGGCAAAAUAUCUGCAGUAACCAUUGGUUUUUGUCAGUUGAAUAAAAGAACUAGUCUUGGCAUCUA
Morus notabilis is the source of this 734-nucleotide messenger RNA. RefSeq lists its product as uncharacterized. NCBI's taxonomy places the organism in Eukaryota, Viridiplantae, Streptophyta, Magnoliopsida, Rosales, Moraceae. Gene Ontology annotation, molecular function: calcium ion binding. The coding region runs from base 133 to 546 and encodes 137 amino acids. The transcript has a single exon. The record is from RefSeq and is a predicted model, not a curated record.